AGAAUGGCUACAGAAAAUCACUCUACAGUGACAGAGUUCAUUCUCGGAGGUUUAACAAAUCAACCAGAGCUCCAGUUCCCCUUCUUCUUCCUCUUCCUUGGGAUCUACUCAGUCACUAUGGUAGGGAACCUGGGCAUGAUAACACUGAUUUGUCUGAACGCUCAGCUUCACACCCCCAUGUACUGUUUCCUCAGCAACCUGUCCUUUGUGGAUCUCUGCUACUCCUCUGUCAUUUCCCCUAAGAUGCGAGUGAACCUUGUAUCAGAGAAGAACAUCAUCUCUUAUGCAGGGUGCAUGGCCCAGCUCUACUUCUUCCUUCUAUUUGUCAUUACUGAGAGUUACACACUGACGGUGAUGGCCUAUGACCGCUACGUUGCCAUCUGCAGACCUCUGUUUUACAACAUCAUCAUGUCUCAACGAGCCUGCUUCCUGCUAUUGGCUGGGGUCUACGUCAUGUCAGUCAUUGGCUCAACCAUAGAGACUAUCAUCUUGUCGAAACUGUCCUAUUGUGAGACACUCAUCAGUCAUUAUUACUGUGACAUACUUGCCCUUAUGAAGCUCUCUAGCUUAAGCACCUAUCAUAUUGACAUGAUAGUAUUCUCUUUGGCUGGAUUUGACAUCAUAGUCACCAGCUUAACAAUCCUUGUUUCCUAUGCCUUCAUCCUGUCCAGUAUCUUCCGCAUCAGAACCACAGAGGGAAGGUCCAAAGCUUUCAGCACCUGCGGCUCCCACUUUGCAGCCAUGGGGGUGUUCUAUGGAACAACUACUUUCAUAUAUUUGAAACCCUCCACGGCCAGUUCCCUGGCCCAGGAGAAUGUGGCCUCCGUGUUCUACACUUCAGGGAUCCCCAUGCUGAACCCCUUGAUCUACAGCUUGAGAAAUAAGGACAUAAGGGCAGCCAUGCAGAAAAUCCUGAGAGGAAAAUGGUUUAAGGCAAAUGUUAUUACUCUUUCUUAG
Bubalus bubalis (water buffalo) is the source of this 957-nucleotide messenger RNA. RefSeq names its product olfactory receptor 151-like. The record is from RefSeq and is a predicted model, not a curated record. Gene Ontology annotation, molecular function: G protein-coupled receptor activity; olfactory receptor activity; odorant binding. The transcript has a single exon. Gene Ontology annotation, biological process: sensory perception of smell; G protein-coupled receptor signaling pathway. The coding region runs from base 4 to 957 and encodes 317 amino acids. Lineage: Eukaryota; Metazoa; Chordata; Mammalia; Artiodactyla; Bovidae. Gene Ontology annotation, cellular component: membrane.